AUGUAUAGCAGAGAUGAAUAUGGAUUAGAUGUCAUUUCUAGAAAUCUAAAACUUCUCCCUUUGCAGAAAGGAAGUGAGAAAGUCAGAUAUAGGUUAGAGAUUAUGGAUUAUUGUAUCCCAGGAUGGUCUUCUUUAAAUCCUGGCCAGAAGAUAUUUUUAAUUGAAGAAGAACUAUCAAGCCGCCGUAAUUCAGCUGAAAAAAGAAUUUACAUUCAAUUUCAGUCUUAUAUUGCAAAUUUUGGAACUCAUUUUAGGAAUUGGCAGAAUAAGGAUUAUGACGCUGCCAUAGAAGAACUGCUAUCCUACAUAGACAAUGAGAAAGUGUCACAGUUUGUAAAUCCUCCCCAGAAAGGAAAUGGGUCAUGGGUGCAUUGGUUUAAUAGGUUCCUGCCUUAUGUACUGUAUACGCCUUAUUCCUGGGAGGACGUAGAAACAGAGUUUAUAAAGAACUACAAUGCUUAUCCACAAGAAUUUUUACAGACUUGGAAAUUUAAAAAUAAGAACAAGGAUGAUGCUCUGAAGCGUUUAUAUUUGGAUUGCAUACGAAUAGAUGAGCUUGCUAAAAAGAAGAAAGAUAAUGCAAAAAAUAAGAAACAGAAUGCAAAAUCAUUUGAGAAUAAUCAUAAACCACAGAUGUUUUGUAAGAAGUGUAGUCUAGCAGGAAAUUAUUACUGA
Molecule: messenger RNA, 675 nt
Organism: Nematocida ausubeli
Lineage: Eukaryota; Fungi; Microsporidia
Exons: 1
Coding region: 1-675 (224 amino acids)
Source: RefSeq, a predicted model, not a curated record